UCUUGCCUAUAUACUAUCUCUUGCAUAUAUUCUGUUGCAUUUUACUCUACAUCGUCACUUUGGACGUCUUCAAACCUCUCAGCCAAAGCCAGCGUACGACUGGCAUAGGCGUCACUACCAGAGCUUGAAGACCUGGUCUCUGUUUCAUUGUUCACACAAAUAAUCAUAUACCAACAUGGCUACGCCUACCGUAUCUACCCCGGUGAAAACUCACCACGGGAUCUUUUCCACCAAGACUGCUGGUGGCCGCAUGCCUCUGACGCCAUCUCCCCGCAGACGCGACAGUGUGGCCUCCAACCACUCCUCCCCGUUCACUCCCCAGUGCGGAGCAGGAGAGUCGGGUAAAGAGUUCGGCAAGUCUGUCUACAGCGGAAACCUCUCUUCAUACUUCGCCAAGUCUGUCUCGAAGCCGACACGCAAGUACUGCGAAUCCCCCAAGUCCAACCUUUCCACAUCCCGGAGUUACCGGGAAUCGCCCAAGUCCAACAUCGCUCGGACUCGUCCUCGCAAGUCCCCAAAGCACCUUGAGCUGGGGGUUUCUGAGUGGGCCUUGACGGGUACUGGACCCUCUUCAUCACAGACUCCAUCCAAGGAGCGCCUUCGCAAGGAAGUCAGCCGGAAGGAAGUCAGCCGGAAGGAAGUCCCUCGGGAAAAAGUCGCCCGGAAGGAGGAGAUUCGUACGACGAGGACUACGAGAUCAGGAAAGACCACCGUUCGUAUUGCGCACAAUGCCGGCGACAGAUUCAUUCCCAACCGCACAGCCAGCGAGGGACUUGUGACUGCUGGAACAGCCAAGCCCGAAGAAAGCCAGCGUCCCAAGAGCACUAGCAGCGAGGGAUCCUCCGUUCUGGCGAGUGCAGCAAGCGCUUUCGAUAUCGGUGGUCGUGGAAGUGAGGAGGAUCUGACUGCAGCGCUUGAGAGCCUCGGAAUUGAUGAUAGCGAGCCUUCAACGUCAUACACCAAGCCUGCACCUGAUGCCGUCGCCUACGAAUCGUCCCUUGCCGACGCUUGCGGAGUGAACCUGAACACCCGUAUCCUUGCUUUCAAGCCGCCCCCUCCUGAGUCUUCUAAGCCUAUUGACCUGCGCGCUCAGUACAACCGUCCCCUCAAGUCUGCGAAGUCUCAGUCUGCUCAAUUCCGCAGAAGAGUCCAGACGGCCCCUGAGCGUGUGCUGGAUGCUCCCGGUCUUCUUGACGAUUACUACCUCAAUCUUCUUGACUGGAGCUCUGGAAACCAGGUUGCCAUUGGCCUUGAGCGUAAUGUCUAUGUGUGGUCUGCCGAUUCCGGGACUGUCAGCUGCCUGCUGGAGGCGCCUACCGACACUUAUGUGAGCAGUGUCAAGUGGAGUGGAGAUGGCGCCUACGUCGGUGUGGGCUUGGGAACUGGCGAAGUCCAGAUCUGGGACGUCGAAGAAGGAACCAAGCUUCGCAGCAUGUUCGGCCACGACUCGCGCGUCGGCGUCAUGGGCUGGUCCAAGCACACUCUGUCUACUGGCGCACGCAGUGGGUUGGUCUUCAACCACGAUGUCCGCAUCGCACAGCACAAGGUUGCUGAGCUGGUCUCGCACACCUCGGAAGUCUGUGGCUUGGAAUGGAGACCCGACGGUGCUCAGCUUGCCACUGGAGGCAACGACAACCUGGUCAACAUCUGGGAUGCUCGCUCGCUCAGCGCCCCCAAGUUCACCAAGACCAACCACCGCGCCGCCGUCAAGGCUCUCAGCUGGUGCCCCUGGCAACUGAACCUGCUUGCCACCGGUGGAGGCUCGUACGACCGUCACAUCCACUUCUGGAACACCACCACUGGUGCGCGCACCAACAGCAUCGACACGGGCUCGCAGGUCACCAGCCUGCGGUGGAGCAACCACUACCGCGAGAUCGUCAGCUCAAGCGGCUUCCCCGACAACUCGCUCAGCAUCUGGAGCUACCCGACUCUGGUGCGCAACGUCGAGAUCCCGGCCCACGAGACCCGCGUGCUACACAGUUGCUUGAGCCCCGACGGCCAGCUCCUGGCCACGGCGGCCGCCGACGAGAGCUUGAAGUUCUGGAAGAUCUUCGAGCGCAAGCCUGGCACCAGCGCCUCGGCCUCCCGCGAAGGUGGCGUUGGCAGCAAGGCCCAGAUGACCAAGUCCAUGACCAUCCGGUAGAUCCGGUAUUGAGGAGUCCGUGGCUACUCUUUUGUUCUUCGUCUGGAUGCGCGUUUUUUUCUUGUUCAUAUCGUAGACCGGCGUUUGUCUCGAUACCAUUUGCUUUUCUUUAGGUGCUUUUGCUAGGAGUACUGGGGUUCUUUCAAGGCCUGAGGGAUGGAGUUGAGGGAUUAAGGGGACGGCGAAGGGGGCGCUGUAUUUAGGACGAAUUGCUUUUUGUUUUUGAGAUUCUUUUGUAUAAAGAUUGGU
Molecule: messenger RNA, 2392 nt
Organism: Aspergillus homomorphus CBS 101889
Lineage: Eukaryota; Fungi; Ascomycota; Eurotiomycetes; Eurotiales; Aspergillaceae
Product: WD40 repeat domain-containing protein
Exons: 1
Coding region: 176-2143 (655 amino acids)
Biological process (GO): anaphase-promoting complex-dependent catabolic process; positive regulation of ubiquitin protein ligase activity; positive regulation of anaphase-promoting complex-dependent catabolic process
Cellular component (GO): anaphase-promoting complex
Molecular function (GO): ubiquitin ligase activator activity; anaphase-promoting complex binding; protein binding
Source: RefSeq, a predicted model, not a curated record